Messenger RNA from Notechis scutatus (mainland tiger snake), 2423 nucleotides. The record is from RefSeq and is a predicted model, not a curated record. Lineage: Eukaryota; Metazoa; Chordata; Lepidosauria; Squamata; Elapidae.
ACAUGCCACGUUGCAGUCUUCAGCAUUCUCAGUGGGGCAGGCAUUGUUCUUUGCCUUGUCACGUCUUUGACCGUUGAAUGGAUGGGCCUCACUGCUGCGAAGAACCUUUACCACGAUCUCCUCAACAAGAUCAUCCUCGGACCCAUCAGAUUCUUCGAUAUGACCCCUUUGGGGCUAAUUCUGAACCGUUUUUCUGCUGAUACAAAUAUUAUUGAUCAGCACAUUCCACCAACUGUGGAAUCCCUCUCGCGUUCAACAUUACUCUGUCUAUCUGCUGUCGGGAUGAUUUCAUACACCACCCACUACUUCCUACUUGCUCUCUUGCCUCUUGGAGUAGCGUUUUAUUUCAUCCAGAAAUACUUCAGAGUCGCAUCUAAGGAUCUCCAGGAACUUGACGACAGCACUCAGUUGCCUCUCCUUUGCCACUUUUCUGAGACUACAGAAGGCCUCACGACCAUCAGAGCAUUCAGGCACGAGCCCAGAUUUAAACAACGAAUGCUGGAACUGACGGACACCAACAACAUCGCAUAUUUGUUCCUCUCUGCUGCCAACAGAUGGCUGGAGGUUAGGACGGAUUACGUGGGCGCCUUCAUUGUCCUCACUGCAGCUGUGGCCUCCAUCUCAGACCGCUCCUCUUCUGGCCUCGUAGGUCUGGGUCUCCUCUAUGCACUGACGAUCACCAACUACCUGAACUGGGUGGUGCGAAAUUUGGCCGACCUGGAAGUGCAAAUGGGGGCCGUGAAGAAAGUGAACAGCUUUCUCAACAUGGAGUCUGAGAAUUAUGAAGGCACCAUAGAUAUUUCUCAAGUACCCAAAGACUGGCCUCAAGAAGGGGAAAUCAAGAUCGAAAACCUAUGUGUCCGCUACGAGAAUAACCUGAAGCCGGUUCUCAAGCACGUGAAAGCAUAUAUUAAACCAGGCCAAAAGGUUGGGAUUUGUGGUCGCACUGGCAGUGGGAAAUCAUCCCUUUCAUUGGCUUUCUUCAGGAUGGUAGACAUAUUUGAUGGAAGGAUUAUCAUUGACGGCAUUGACAUUGCAAAGCUGCCUCUCGAUCUGCUGCGUUCCAGGCUCUCUAUAAUCCUCCAGGAUCCUAUCUUAUUCAGCGGGUCGAUUCGUUUUAAUCUGGAUCCCGAGUGCAAAUGUACAGAUGAUACCCUUUGGGAAGCCUUGGAGAUUGCUCAGUUGAAGAACAUGGUCAAAGUCCUGCCUGGUGGACUAGAUGCUGUUGUAACUGAAGGUGGAGAGAACUUCAGUGUUGGUCAGAGACAACUCUUCUGUCUGGCUCGGGCUUUUGUGCGUAAGAGCAGUAUUCUCAUUAUGGAUGAGGCCACCGCUUCCAUCGAUAUGGCCACAGAAAACAUUUUGCAAAAAGUUGUAAUGACUUCCUUUGCGGAUCGCACAGUUGUGACAAUUGCUCAUCGAGUCCACACUAUCCUGACUGCAGACAUGGUCAUUGUGAUGAAACGAGGGGUCAUUUUGGAAAAUGACACACCUGAGAAUCUGCUGGCCCAAGAAGACAGCAUCUUUGCCUCUUUUGUUCGGGCUGAUAACUGAAAAAGCCACAUCACUGGCUUUUUUUCAAUGCUGAUUUAAAAAAAAAAAAAACAAGAGAAGGGACUCGCCCCUCCCCUUUAUAUAUAAUGUAUUAUCACUGUAUUUUUCCAUCUGUAAUUUUUGUAAAACUCAAGGGCAUGAUGUAAGUCUCAAAGCAAUAAAUUCUUCACCCAAGGCCUGAGAAAGCCUUUUGUAUGUUCCUUCAACAGAUCUUGUAGGACCAUGCUGAGGAUUUCAUAUCUCAAGAAAAGAGUCCUUAAAAGCAAGGGUCUCCAACCUUGGCAACUUGUGGGCUUCAACUUGAGCUUCCUGUUCCUAUGCAAGAACAUGUAUUCUAUUGACUGUUGUCAGACUGCCAUGGGGCCAUCUAGGGGUCAUGUUUGUCUGAGCUAAGUUUGGUUGAAGUUUGGACUGCUGAUGCAAUGAAGGGUCAUUGGGCAAUUCCUACUGUGUCUAAUGGCUAAUCCUACCUUUGUUCAGACCUUACUGCAGGGAAUUUUUGCCUACGAAUAGAGCUACCUAUCUCUUAAGUGUUGACAUCUGCUGAGGGCUAUUGAGAAAGGUGGGGACUGCUUUCUGUCUCCAAGAGCAUGUUUGUCCAUUUCUCCCUUUAGGGAAAUAUAAUAUUCUGCCUUUUCAAUAUUUCCUAAAAUAUUUAUUCUUCUAGGAGAGACGUGGGUGACAAUUUUCUACGCCUUAUACAUAUCUAGUUCCCUUAACUGUUCAUUGUACAGGUUAGCCUCCAGAUUCCUUAUCCUUUUUGUUGCUCUUUCCUGCAUAAUUUCCAAGGUCUCAGCAUCCUUUUUGUAUUGUGGCAACCUUAACCGACUUCAACAACAUAUGGAGAACCUUAGAUGCACCUUUCUUUA